Colossoma macropomum (tambaqui) is the source of this 1431-nucleotide messenger RNA. Its product is annotated as hyaluronidase-5-like. Gene Ontology annotation, biological process: hyaluronan catabolic process; carbohydrate metabolic process. The transcript has 3 exons. The record is from RefSeq and is a predicted model, not a curated record. The coding region runs from base 1 to 1431 and encodes 476 amino acids. Lineage: Eukaryota; Metazoa; Chordata; Actinopteri; Characiformes; Serrasalmidae. Gene Ontology annotation, cellular component: acrosomal vesicle. Gene Ontology annotation, molecular function: hyalurononglucosaminidase activity.
AUGAUGUUCUCCGGCAGUGUGUUAGUAAUUCUUUUGUUGCUGCUGCUGGCGUUUGUCCAGUACUGCUGGCCAGUGAUCACCGCUUCACCUCUAAAACCAGGCUUUCCCUUCCUGUUUAUGUGGAACGCUCCCACAGAACUCUGUAAGAGUCGUUUUGGCAUUGAGCUCGAUCUGUCCCACUUCCAAAUGGUGAGCAGCACCUUAAAGUCAGCCACCAAUCAAAGCGUCUCCAUCUUUUAUUCUGACCGCUUUGGCAUCUUCCCCUCCUUGGACAAGAAAUGUGGAAAGCCUUGUGGAGUUGGGCUUCCACAGCAGAUGGACUUCCAGGAGCACUGGGAGCUGGCUGAAGAGAACAUCAUCUACUACAUUCCAGAAGAUCAGCCUGGGCUGGCCGUACUGGACUUCGAGGAGUGGAGACCACAGUGGAUCCGUAACUGGGGUAGCAAAGAUGUCUACAGGGAGCAGUCUAUAGAGGUCAUCAUGCAGAAGAAUCUGUCUGUGUCAUAUAAAGAAGCACAAACCUUAGCAGCGAUGACAUUUGAAGAAGCAGCAAAGAAGUACUUCCUUAAAUCCUUGAACCUUGGAAAGAAAUUGAGACCAUCACGUGGAUGGGGUUACUACUUGUACCCUGACUGUUAUAACUAUGACUACAACAGUAACAUGGAGUACUAUACUGGAGAAUGUCCAGAGCUAGAAAAGCUGAGGAAUAAUGAGCUGAUGUGGCUCUGGAAUGAAUCCACUGCUCUUUUCCCAUCCAUCUACUUGGAACUUGUCCUACAGGAAUCUCACCAGGCCAAACUCUAUGUCCGUCACAGGAUCCAGGAGGCCAUGAGGGUGACCAAGCUCUCCAACAAGACCUGUGCUGUUCCUGUAUAUGCAUAUAUACGGCCCUGCUUCAAAGAUAGUGAUGUCAACUACCUGUCUGAGUAUGACCUGGUUAAUACUAUAGGAGAAGCUGCUGCUUUAGGAGCUGCUGGAGUCAUCUCCUGGGGUGAUAUGAAUAUCACAAACUCAGAGGCCUCCUGUACAGCUGCAAAACGCCACCUAGAGGAAGUUCUGAACCCUUACAUCCUGAAUGUCACCACAGCUACGCAGCUUUGUAGUGAAGUCUUGUGCCAGGCUAAAGGCAGGUGUGUGAGGAGGCUCUGGGACAGUGGAGAUUAUCUUCACUUGUCUCCACACAGGUACCAAAUCUACAUGGACAAUGCAGGGGGGCUCUUCAUGAAGGGGCACGUUUCACAGCAGGACAUUGACUGGUUUGAGGAGAGGUUUGACUGUGUGUGCUACAUGGAAGAGCCUUGUUUUGCACCCCUCACCCUGAAUAGAUUUUCUGGUUUUGUGUAUAAUGAAGGGUUGUCUUUGUCACACCUAUCGUUGACCCAUUUUCAGGCCUCUGUACUGACUGCUGUGUUGAUUGUUAUAAUUUAUUAA